Loxodonta africana (African savanna elephant) is the source of this 12212-nucleotide messenger RNA. It is a transcript of the gene MIDEAS, whose product is annotated as mitotic deacetylase associated SANT domain protein. The coding region runs from base 5330 to 8692 and encodes 1120 amino acids. The record is from RefSeq and is a predicted model, not a curated record. Lineage: Eukaryota; Metazoa; Chordata; Mammalia; Proboscidea; Elephantidae. Gene Ontology annotation, biological process: negative regulation of DNA-templated transcription; regulation of transcription by RNA polymerase II. Gene Ontology annotation, molecular function: transcription corepressor activity. The transcript has 13 exons. Gene Ontology annotation, cellular component: transcription regulator complex; histone deacetylase complex.
GACUGGCUGCUGCCAGGUAGGGAAGCAGAGCUGCAGAGAACAGCCAGUGAGAGCAGAGUCUGUCUGGGCUGGUUCUGCGGGGGGCAUGGAACUGAGCUGAAAAGAGGCCUUUGGGAAGUUGGCAGUUUUGUCUCUGUGAAGAAAGGGCGUUUCUGUCCUGUGGCCCUGCUGGCCUGCCCGCCUUGGCAAACACACCUGUUUCUUUCUCCACCCUAUGCCCAACCAGACAUCUCUCUGAGAGUGACAGCAGCAACUGGGGACCUCUGCGGAAGCUCCCUCUCUAGCCUGACAAAGGCACCCAGAACCUGGCCCAGGCCUGCUGGGGCGAGGUGGUGGGGAGGAGGGCAGGUGGGAGGGAUGCCGACAGCUGUGGGCUGGUGUGGCAGGCAUGGCCCUGCCCCAGAACAAAUGAGGUAAAUGUGAACUGAGGAGGAGGGUCCCCUGGGGUUUCAAGGGUGAAAGACAAGACAAUGCAGGGACUUCCAGCACUUUUCCGUUAAGGUGGCUUAACUAAAUGGCUUUCUACUACAACCUUCUCUGUUCUUUGUCGUAACCCUAGGUAAUGAGCUCCCGCCUCCCCCAGAAAAGGACAUGACAUAAGGGGGUGAGGGUGCUGAGAGGAGGCACAGCCAUUAGCAGUGUCCCUAACUAACCAGGCGGGGUGGGCAGCACUACAGCAAAGAACAGGGUUUGGGGAGAAACCUUGGAGGGAAACCCCAGAUAGGACAUUAAGUCAGUGUUAGAGUCUCUCUGGGCUGAGCCCAACAGAGGGUCACCCUGAGGUUGAUGGGGUGGACCUGGUGUCUUUUUAUGUGUCGGGGGAGGGGAAUUGCUUGGAACUAGGUUCUUGAAAGACAGAAGCUAGUUUUGGGAGGAGCUGUACCAGUUGCUGUCGAGUUAGUUCUGACUCAUAGCGGCCUCGUGCGUGUCAGAGUACAACUAUGCUCCACAGGGUUUUAAUGGCUGAUUUUUCAGAAGUAAAUCAUCAGGCCUUUUCUUCUGAGUUGCCUAUGGGUGGACUUGAACCACCAACCUUUCAGUUAGCAGCCGAAAGUGUUAACCAUUUCCAUCAUCCAGAGACUCCAGUUAUAGGGUAGAAUAGUAGAAAAUAAAAACAGUCUUAACCCCUUACAUGUACACGGUAAGGAGCUGUGGUUAAAGUGCUCGGCUGCAAACUGAAAGGUUGGCAGUUUAAACCCACCAGCUGCUCUGUGGAAGAGAGAUGUGACAGUCUACUUCCAUAAAGAUUACAGCCUUGGAAACCCUUUGGGGCAGUUCUACUUUGUUCCAUAAGGUUGCUAUGAGUCUGAAUUAACUUGAUGGCAAUGGGUAACAGGUAGAUAGCACGAUACGGUUAUAAACCAGUUUUUGGUCCUUUUGAUACUCACAAUCCUAUGGGAGACACUUGUCCCUUCUUUCAUUGGUCAUGUAACAAAUACUUUAUAGAGCAUUUAUUAUGGGCCAACAAAAAUGAGGCUCAGAGAAGGUAAGAGACAACUUCGCUAAGAUCACAUAGCAAGUUAGCUUUAGUUAGAUGGGACACAAACUCAGUCCUGGUUCCCCACUCUUUCUACAACCUUCUCUUUCCUCUGUUGUAACCAUAGGUAAAUAGGUUCUAGAAGGUAGUACCUUUAUUCUUCAAGGGAAAUGACAGAAGGGACACAAGGAACUUCAGAGACAUAAAGAACCCAGCACUGUGGACUUGUGAUUUCCUCAACUGUGUUUGUAUCUCCAACUCCCCACCCUCUGAUAAAGGUGGCAUGUUCACUUAAACACAUCAAAGUAUGCUGGUCCUGAUGGAAAGGUACCAAUAAAAAAAAAAAAAAGAAGGGAAAGUGGAAAAUGACAGGAAUGCAAGCCGCUUUUAAAUACUAUAGUAAGUGAUGGCAGCAGAAAGUGAAUGGGAGCAGGCGGGUGGGUGGUGAGAACCUGGCUUCCUUGGAAGUUUAUUAUUUAAUAACAGCUUUUUUUUUUUAUUGAGAUACGAUUUACAUGUCAUAGAAUUCACCCUUGGAAGCUUUUUAACGGUCUGGGGUUGUCCAGAAGUGGACGUUGGCGAUGACCAGUCAGGGCAAUGACUAGACUCUGAGCUGACGUAGUCCCAGGAAGCCUGCCCUCUAACGUCAUGUUCUACCCUCACUGGGACCCGGUGUUUGGAGGCCUGUCUAGGAUGCUUUGCUUCCUGGAGUGUUUCUUAUCAGAUACACUCCCUGGGAACUACUGCUGUGUACUCCUCUCUUUCCUGCAGUUUGUAGAGAAGGUCUAAUGGUGGAAAAAAGGGUAAGGUCCCUGGAACACUCCCCCCACCUCCCCAAAGGCCACCCUUUUUGGCUGCCCUAGAGGCCUUAUAGAAGGGGCUGGAGCUUCUAAGACCAAAACUUUCACUUCACAUGUCAGUGAUUCUGCACCGUCAUAUCUGCAGCAAAGCUGACCUCCGGGCUUCCCGGAAGAGCCGCAGCUUUAUAGAUUGUCACCUGCCCGCCUGUGCAAGGCAGACUUCUCCCCUGCCACCGGGGAGACUCUGGAGUCUUCCCCUGCACACGCAUGUGCCGCCUUUCCUCCUUUUCUUUCUUUCUGAAGUUGCCCAAAUUUGGAAGUUCAGCUGGGAUGAGGGGACAUGCUGCCCCAGGGUGACCAGGGCUCUUCCAGGCCCACUGGCUUCUUGGUUUCUUGUGCAUCCCGCCACCAACCUCUACUCCCUGUGCUGCUUCCUGGGCCAGCCCCCACAGCCUGGUGUGGGACAGGGAGGAAGUCCUGGCGGGACAGGGCUGAGGAGUGCCCUUUGGAGUAGCUCCCACUUGUUCCUUGGAUGCUGGGCCUGGCUCCCCCAGUGGCAGACUCUUCUAGGAAUGUGCUCCCUAGCCGGGUUUUCUGGUUGGUUGGGAAUGUCCCUGGGCUGGUCUGCACUGGCUUUUGUGGACUGUUAGAGCUGAGUGGCCUGCUCUGGGCAGGUCCUCAGCCAGCUGCAGGGACUGGGCCCUGGGCAGAGAGAGGGGGAGAGGUCAGGAUGGCCGCAGGUCACAGAGGGACCCACAGCAGUGGGCAACGGAGAUCCGAUGGCUUUGCCUUUGCUUCCCUUGCUUCAGUGAGUUGUCUAGGGGAGGGACGAAAGCAGGCAAAUGGGAAAAGCAAGGGUUCACACAGUGUCUCUGCCAGGAGUCUGGAGAGUUUAGAUCCAUCCCACUUGGGGGCCUGCAUGCCCAAGCACCCCAGCCCAUCAAUCACUCACUGCUUUUCUCUGGGGAGGUUGGAAGGGGAGCAGAGAGGUGAGACUUGCUUGCCCUGUGACCUUGCAUAAGUCACUUAACAUCUCUGAACCUCAGUGUUCUCAUCCAUAAAAUGAGAGGAAUAAAAAUCUCUCUCACACAGAGUUAAGGCUGUGUGUAGGAAGGGGCUGGAGAAUUGUAUGUUGUUGUUGUGUGCCGUUGAGUGGACUCUGACUCGUAUCGGCCCUAUAUGACAGAGUAGAACUGCCUCAUAGGGUUUCCUAGGCUGAAAUCUUUACAGGAGCAGAUCACCAGGUCUUUUCUCCCACACUGACGGGUUCAAACCACCAUCCUUUCGGUUAACAGCCCAGUGGUUAACCAUUGCACCACCAGGGCUCCCUAUUGUGUGCAACCUGUUGCCUUCGAGUUGAUUCUGACUCAUGGCGACCCCAUGUAAAUCCAGGAGACUUGGCCUUUCUUUGCAAAUGUGGUUUCCCUGACUCCUCCAUUCAACCUUUACAGUCACAGAGCUCAUGUAUCUUAAACUGGAAGAGAUUCAAGAUGUCAUCUGGUCCAGUUCCCUGGCAUGUAUUUUGUAGAUAAGACGAUUUUGCCAUUACUUUGACAUUUUGUCAUACCAUGGUGCAAAAAAACCCUUUUCGUCAGGGGUAAGGUGAGACCUCCAGGUGCACACAGGUGCUCUGGCCAGCAAAGGGGUGGAAGAAGAUGGGAAAGCCAUGCCAUCUUAGGAGCAAGUAUAGAUUCUACGACGUUUCCAGGCAGAAGAUCCUGUAUUGCCGUCUCUCCUGGUGAUGAAGGCAUUGACCCUGCAGGCUCCGACUGCUGUCAGAAUCACAUUCUUUUGCAGCCUCCCCUUCUCCCUGUGAACGUGGAAUGCACCCGAUCCUCAGGACUGACAACAGGGGAAAGUGGCUGCCAGGACACAGUAUAUUUGUCAGUGGUUGUUCCUUCAAAGGAAAAUCUCUUUCUGGCCCAUCUCCUUGGGGAGGAAAAAACAAUGGAAGGAACUAUGGAAGAACAGGACUCCGAUGGACUUUUUCCUGGGUCCCUUAGCCUCACUGAAUGUGGGGCCCAGUAAGCACCUUUGAGCUGCAGAAAUGCUUCCCACCAACCAAUCAAGGAGGCAUCAGUGGACAACAGACUCAAUCGGGGAUAUUAAGGAAACAAACAAACAAAAAAACCCCAUUGCUGUUGAGGCAGUUCUGACUCAUGGCAACCCCGUGUAUUACAGAGUAGAACUGCUCUAUGGUGUUUUCUUGGCUGUACACUUUGUGGAAGCAUAUUGCCAGGUCUUCCUUCCAUGGUGCUGCUGGGUGGGUUCAAACCACCAACUUUUAGGUUAGUCAACCAGCACAAACUAUUUGCUCUACCCAGGGACCCCUGAUAUUAGGGAAGGUAGGGGGAAAUGUAGGUCCAGAGUGAAAAGCUACUCCAACUCUGGCUGAGUUAGCUAAACUUAAACCCAGGAGCUUUUCAUCACCUAAGUAAUUGAGAUAGGGGUCCUUUACAGGGGCUGGGGCCAGUUUCUCAAUAACUUUUACAGGCACUAGGGUGCUAGUGAGCCAGAAAGUGAAACUUGGGGAGGCUGUUAAUAAAGUCCCUUGGAAAGCAUUGUGCAUGAUUUACCAUACCCAAAACCAGAGAGUUUUCUUUGUUGAAGAAAGGGACUUGUGCCCUCCCCAACAUCACACACACACUUUCCUGGCAGGCCCGAUGGGUUUCCAAACAUUUCGUCACCGUUUCCUCCUGACCUUGGUGUGAAGAGAACGAGCCGCGUGGCCUGUCGGUUCCAGCAGAGCCACUGGGGGCGCCGGCCUGGGCUGGAGGAGAGUGGUGGCCGACGCGGGAGUGGAGGCUCCAAGACCCCGUGGAGGAGCAUCAUGAGCUGGGAAGAGUAGACAAGCCCCAGAGCCUCACUGCAAAGAGGAAGGAAGAGCCAGCAGAUCCUCCUUGUGCCUGACGGCAUCAUCCAGCAACUUCCUCUGCCUCUGCUGUGGCCUCACUGGCUCCUGGACUAGGACCAGGCUUCCAGUAGGACCUUUCCCCAGGGGAUGGGCAACUGGUGAAGCAGUUCUCACUGCCAGGGCCCAGCUGGCCACACCAUGAACCUUCAGGCCCAGCCCAAGGCUCAGAACAAGCGGAAGCGUUGCCUCUUCUUCGGGGACCAGGAGUCAGCUCCCAAGGAGCAGCCCCCACCCCUGCAGGCCCCACAGCAGCCCCCGGCCCCUCCACAGUCCACCAGAGUGAAGGAGGAGCCGUACUUUGGGCACGAGGGUCCAUCUGGAGGCAUCCCGACCUCUCAGCCUGUGGAACUUCCCCCUCCCAACAACCUGGCCCUGCUGAACUCUGUGGUGUAUGGGCCUGAGCGCACCACAGCAGCCAUGUUGUCGCAGCAGGUGGGCUCAGUCAAGUGGCUCAAUUCUGUGAUGGCCCCAGGGCGGGGCCCAGAUCGUGGAGGGGGUGGGAGUGUCAGUGACAGCAGCUGGCAACAGCAGCCCGGCCAGCCUCCACCCCCCUCCACGUGGAACUGCCACAGCCUGCCUCUCUACAGUGGACCCAAGGGGAGCCCUCAUCCUGGUGUGGGGGUCUCCACCUACUAUAGCCACUCUGAGGCAUUGAAGCGCGAGAAAGGGGGAGGCCCACAGCUGGACCGCUAUGGCAAUGCAGCGCGGCCAGUGAUGCCACAGAAGGUGCAGCUGGAGGUAGGGCGGCCACAGGCCCCCCUCAACUCCUUCCAUGCAGCCAAGAAGCCCCCAAACCAGACACUGCCCCUGCAACCCUUCCAGCUAGCGUUUGGCCACCAGGUGAACCGGCAGGUCUUCCGGCAGGGCCCACCACCCCACAAUCCCGUUGCAGCCUACCCCCCGCAGAAGCAGCAGCAGGCAGCCCUGCCCCAGAUGCAGCUCUUUGAAAACUUCUACCCCAUGCAGCAGCCGCCCCCGCAGGCGCCGCAGGACUUUGGCCUGCAGCCGGCCGGGCCCCUAGGGCAGUCCCACCUGGCUCACCAUAGCAUGGCCUCCUACCCCUUCCCCCCUAACCCCGAUUUGAACCCAGAACUGCGCAAGGCCCUCCUGCAGGAGUCAGCCACACAGUCUGUGCUACCUCAGGCCCAGAUUGCCUUCCCCCGCCGUUCCCGCCGCCUCUCUAAGGAGGGGGUCCUGCCUCCCACCUCUCUGGAUGGGGCUGGCACCCAGCCUGGGCAGGAGCCCACCAGCAACCUGUUCCUACAUCACUGGCCCCCACAACAGAUGCCACCCGGCCCCUUGGGGCAGCCCCAUCCUGAAGCCUUGGGGUUCCCACUGGAGCUGAGAGAGUCCCAGCUGCUGCCCGAUGGGGAGAGACUGGCACCCAAUGGACGGGAACGGGAGGCUCCCGCCAUGGGUACCGAGGAGGGCAUGCGGGCAAUGGGCCCGGGGGACUGUGGGCAGGUGCCACGGGGUGGGGUGAUCCAGAGCACGCGAAGGAGACGCCGGGUGUCCCAGGAGGCCAACUUGUUGACCCUGGCCCAGAAGGCGGUGGAGCUGGCCUCGAUGCAGAAUGCAAAGGAAGCCAGUGGCUCUGAGGAGAAGAGGAAAAGUGUGUUGGCCUCAAACACCAAGUGCGGGGUGGAGUUUUCUGAGCCUUCCUUAGCAGCCAAGCGAGUACGAGAUGACAGUGGGAUGGUACCCCUCAUCAUCCCCGUGUCUGUGCCUGUGCGGACUGUGGACCCAACUGAGAUGGCUCAGGCUGGAGGUGUUGAGGAGGAUGGGAAGGGUCCUGAACAGAACCCCACUGAACACAAGCCAUCAGUCAUUGUCACCCGCAGGCGUUCCACUCGUAUCCCUGGGACUGAUGCCCCAGCUCAGGCUGAAGACAUGAAUGUCAAGGGGGAGGGGGAGCCUUCUGUACGGAAACCAAAGCAGCGGCCACGACCUGAGCCCCUGAUAAUCCCCACCAAGGCAGGAACUUUCAUCGCCCCACCUGUCUACUCCAACAUCACCCCCUACCAGAGCCACCUGCGCUCCCCUGUCCGCCUAGCUGACCACCCCUCUGAGCGGAGCUUUGAGCUGCCCCCCUACACACCACCCCCCAUCCUCAGCCCCGUGCGGGAAGGCUCCGGCCUCUACUUCAAUGCCAUCAUUUCAACCAACAGCAUCCCAGCCCCUCCCCCCAUCACACCAAAGAGUGCCCAUCGUACCCUGCUCCGGUCCAACAGUGCUGAAGUCACCCCGCCCGUCCUCUCUGUGAUGGGAGAGGCCACCCCAGUCAGCAUCGAGCCGCGGAUCAACGUGGGCUCCCGGUUCCAAGCAGAAAUCCCCUCCCUGAGGGACCGUGCCUUGGCAGCUGCAGACCCCCACAAGGCUGACUUGGUUUGGCAGCCAUGGGAGAACCUAGAGAGCAGCUGGGAGAAGCAGAGGCAAGUGGAAGACCUGCUGACAGCUGCCUGUUCCAGCAUUUUCCCUGGAGCUGGCACCAACCAGGAGCUGGCCCUGCAUUAUCUGCAUGAGUCCAGGGGAGACAUCCUGGAAACGCUGAAUAAGCUGCUACUGAAGAAGCCCCUGCGGCCCCACAACCACGCACUGGCAACUUAUCACUACACAGGCUCCGACCGGUGGAAGAUGGCUGAGAGGAAGCUAUUCAACAAGGGCAUUGCCAUCUAUAAGAAGGAUUUCUUCCUGGUGCAGAAGCUGAUCCAGACCAAGACUGUGGCCCAGUGCGUGGAGUUCUACUACACCUACAAGAAACAGGUGAAAAUCGGUCGCAAUGGGACUCUAACCUUCGGGGAUGUGGAUACGAGUGACGAGAAGUCAGCCCAAGAAGAUGUUGAAGUGGAUAUUAAGACUUCCCAGAAGUUCCCAAGGGUUCCUCCUCCCAGAAGAGAGUCCCCAAGUGAAGAGAGGUUGGAGCCCAAGAGGGAGGUGAAGGAGACCAGGAAGGAGGGGGAAGAGGAGGUGCCAGUGAUCCAGGAGAAGGGGGAACAGGAAGAGGGGCGAGAGCGGAGUCGACGGGCUGCGGCCGUCAAAGCCACACAUACACUACAGGCCAAUGAGUCGGCCAAUGACAUUCUCAUCCUCCGAAGCCACGAGUCCAAUGCCCCUGGAUCUGCUGGUGGCCCGGCCUCAGAGAAGCCAAGGGAGGGGGCAGGGAAGUCACGGAGGGCACUACCUUUUUCGGAGAAGAGGAAAAAAACAGAGACAUUUAAUAAGACCCAGAAUCAAGAGAACACUUUCCCUUGUAAAAAAUGUGGCAGGGUGUUUUACAAGGUGAAGAGCCGCAGCGCCCACAUGAAGAGCCACGCAGAGCAGGAGAAGAAGGCCGCAGCUCUGAAACAGAAGGAGAGAGAGGCUGCUGCCGCCGCCGCCGCCGCCGCCGCUGCUGCUGCUCCUGCUGCCACGGCCUCCCCCCACCAGCAGGCUCUGCAAGAAGAGAGCUCCCUGCACCAGCAGGCCCUGAAGGAGGAGAGUGGGGCUGGAGAGGAGGGCUGAGAAGACCUGGAGGGUUCAGCCAGGAGAGCGAGGGGCUGGCCCCCCUCUCCCGGGGCUCCCCUGCCCCUCCCUGCACCAGCUUGCAGAAAGACCAGGAAAUGCCUUGGAACCUCAAGAGGGUGUGAGGAGAGAAUCACGUGGACUUUUUUCUCUGGAAAAAAAGAAAAAAUCACACAGUAAAAUAAACAGCUCUUUUAUUUAUAAAGGCCCCAGGAGCAGUGUUAACGGGCAGCAGAAUCCAGUUCUCUUUGCAUUCGGCCUGUCUUAAGUUGUUCUCAUGCUUUCGUGGAAGUCCCUGCUGGGGUUCAGGAUGCCCCUUGGAAGGGGCUCUAGCUGCUGCCACCGCUGCCUCUCACACUCUGACCUCUGCUGCCUCUUUCCUUCCUCUUUGCCUCCUCGUCCCCCACUUGGUCUCUAGGAAGUGGCCAUGGGGAGCCAAGCACAAGCUCACCCCAUCCAGCCAUUACUUCCCCUCCCCAGUGGACCUCAAAAGCUGCCAGGCCUUGCCCCAAACCCUGGAAAAAGGGUCUCUGAGAGAGGGCUCGGCCUGGCACCUGUGACUGCCCCCUGCACAGCAACAUCCAGGUCUUAGCUGCUCCAGGGACCCUGUCCUCAGAGAGGCCACCUCCUCCUUGCAGGGAGGCCACCAGGAUGCCUCAUGGGAGAGAGAUCGAGGACAGGUACUUAUCCCUUUGCUGCUUGCUAGCAGCCCUGCUGGGGGGAGGGGCCCGAGUGCUGUCUGAGCUCUCAGCCUUCUGGAGGGAGGGGAACUGCAGAGGCUGGAAGCUGCAGGGCUGUGUGCAGCCUUAGGUCUGAGGGAUCUUCUGAUAAGCCUGGCUCUUCCUGCUUUGCACCUCUUUGCCAAAUACCUUGGGCUCUGGAAGCUGCUUAGGGGGCUUAGCUUAGAGGCAGUUCUGGAGAGGCCAGGAGGGAGGAUCCCCAGCAGCCCAGCCUGCUCCACCUGGGUGGGCACAGCGCCUCGCCUGCCUCUGUCAGCAGCUGCCUGCCCCCACCUCCAGUGCUGGUACCCACAGCCCAGCCCCCAGCCCUGCACGCUGGAGAUUUCUGCAUCCUUCCCUGGGAGGGGGAGGUCUCCAAACUAGAUUGGAAAGGAGCCUUCAUUCCUUGACUCGUGUGAUUUGGGAGCUAUUUAUUUAUUCUUAAUAUUUAAUUUUUAACAUCCUCUCAGGGACCAGGGGCCUCCUGCUUUCCAGAGGCCCAAGUGCAUUUAUCCCAAAACAAGGCACCUUCUUGGCACCCCGCUCGCUAAGGCCCUAAGGUCCCCCACCUCUUUGCUCUGAAAGCUCUUGCCAAUAGGAAUGAUAGCAGGACUGAGACAGGGUAGAGUGGAGGGUGUCACCCAAGCAGGAGAGACUAGCAGGAGCAGGGGAGAUCAAAGGCAGUUCUCCUCUGCUACCUCUUCCCUGGCUGUACUUUGAAGUUGCCUGAGGAGAUUGGCAGGUGGCCAGAAUUCUGGUUGAGUUUAUCAGGUCUGGAUUCUGCUGUAAGAAGCUGAAUUUGGCAAGGAGUCACUGAAGUGAGAGGGCUGAAAGGCUCUGGAGGCCCCUUCCCUUGCCAGCCCCAUAGGAGGGAUGAGUUAUUUUUUUGAUCUUGUUACUCAACUUUAGUUGUGAAAAAGAAGUUCUAACAAAUCAACGUGUUAGGAAGGAGCCGAAAAGUAUUCUUUCUGCUGGUCCUCCCAGGAGAGCUUCAAGCCGUCAUGUUGGUAACUAGGAGUGGGGAGGGAGUUUUGUUUUUAAACUAUGCACUAUCAGGUAGUUUUCAGUAUUCAUUUAUGCAUUAAUGUUGUUCCGCAGGACCCCAACUAUAGGAGUAACAAAAUUAUUCUCCCCCCAGACUCCUGGACAACUACCCUGAUUUCCAACUUCCUACUUGUUUUCUCCAUGGACUUCUACAAACUCAGUGUCCAGAGAUUGCAAAGAUCUGGUAUACCAUCUAGAAGCAGGAGAGUAGCAAAUUUAGGCUCUCUUUUAAAUCAUUUGUGUAAUAUGAGUGCCUUCAAAGCUUCGCCCCAAAGUGCUCCUUAUGUUUCCCAAGGUUUUUUCUACUUAAACUGUAUUUUGUUUCAGGCCCCUUUAUGGACAUGUGGUAGCAGAAACCUCCUUCAGGCACGUGAGACCCUUCUGUUCAGUGGUGGCUUCUAGUACUUGGAAAUCUUUUUUAAUAAGAAAGUGAUUCUUUUCUCCUAAGCUUAUGGAGACCAGACCAGGUGAAUGUAGGUGGGAAAAAUUAAGAUGGUACCUGUCUGUAUUAAUCCUCCAGCAGCCUACCCCACCAGACACCGCAUUUUAGGAGGGUUCAUGCUCCAGGAUGGAUUUAUAUCUAGAAUGUAAUGUGAAAAAUUAAACUGUUCAGAGGGCAGAUGCAAUCGUGGAGUGACCUGCCAAUAAGGUAGGUGCAGCCAUAGAAGCUGGCAUAAGUAUAUCCUUAAUGGUGCUUUCUCCCUGUGAAUGCAUUAGGUUCCUCUUUUUCUUCUUUUAUUCAGAGCUCUUUGCUUUAGGAAGUUAAAUGACAAACACCUCCAGCUUUAUGUCCUCCUUCUCACACUGUCUCAUCACAUCCAUUUCCCAGGGUCCAUCUGCAGUCAGCUAAGGGCGUGAAACUGACCUAGUGCCUGUGUUCCAGACCAUUUCUGAGGUCUCUUACCCACCCAGGGAGACAGUGCUGUCCGCACCGUUCUCCAUGCCUUCAGCAGCCUCCCUCACAGCUAAGGUACAUACCUGCCCCUUCUGCUGCCCCACCUCCUGCUGUGCUAAGUGAGGGCCUCCCCUGGCACAGAGGUUGUGCGCUGCUUAUGUCUAAAGGGAUCGUCUAUAUUUAACUGCCUCAGUGACCUAAACUCUUUCUUCUCAUGUGCCAGAUGUUAAGAUGAAGGAGGAAUACAACACAUCCUUAAGCCUCAGCUGUUUAAAUAUAUUUUCACUGGGACUUACUUUUCUGGGUCGGUAUUUAUUACCAGACUGGCAAACCUAACUCCUUAGGUUUACAGGAAGUAAUACAUAUUUUUAUAAAACAAUUCUAUGUCCUCCCCACAUUUUUCUGUGUUAAUAUUUGCCUCUAACAAUUUGCAGCUGUUUCACCUUUUCCUCAUUUGUCUCUAAAGUUGAAGGCCUUGUUGGAGGGGACAGAGCACAGGAACAGCCUUGACAGUCUGUAAUUAUUGUACAAAUAUUUUAAUAGCAUAUAAAUAAGUAUAUUCCUUUUAUUUUGAGAAAAAUGAUCAGACACUGCCUUUUGUGUGUUUGCUGCCUGUGGCACCCUUUUUUAAAAAGACUGUUACAUAUUAAAAUAGUGUACAUAUAUAUAGAAAUAUUACCUCUUUUGCUGUACAGUUGUGAUAGACGAGACUGAAGAUUUUAUUUUUUGUGUGCUUUUUAUAAAAAAAUUAAUACACUAAAGAAAAUCUUGCUGAUGUGAUUGUAAUGUACCUAUGUAACUUAUUUACUUUUGAAUGUUCCCUCUGUAUCUUUAAACCUUUUAUUAAAUAAGGUUUUAAAAA